This is a messenger RNA of Actinia tenebrosa (Australian red waratah sea anemone), 5953 nucleotides long. RefSeq lists its product as uncharacterized. Gene Ontology annotation, cellular component: nucleus. The record is from RefSeq and is a predicted model, not a curated record. Lineage: Eukaryota; Metazoa; Cnidaria; Anthozoa; Actiniaria; Actiniidae. Gene Ontology annotation, molecular function: transcription coactivator activity. Gene Ontology annotation, biological process: positive regulation of transcription by RNA polymerase II.
AAUCAAUUUAACGUGUAACUAACUACCUUCAUUACACGGGCUGUCCUUUGCCAUACCGUAUUGCUAUAGCUCUUCAGUACUCAACCCUCCUCAGAAGAAAAAGUCAUGUUGUUACGUUACUAGUAACGAGCUGAACUACACGUAGAAGGCCCGACAACUGCAUGACUGGUUUAAUUUACUUUACGACGGUUGACCUUCUGCUUGCUCACAGACAGCCAUUGAUGUUUGACCUUCUAUCACGAGAGAUCAAGACGGCUUCUAUACUGAAAUGCGGCAUAAUGGAGCAUUGAUGAGUGACAAGACUGACAAGGAUGCUGUCUUCACAUGCAGCUCAAAAAACAACAACAACAACCACAGUCAACCAAUCAAAUACGCUUUGGAGAGGAAACUUCAACAACGAACUCCUCGCGAACAACUGAUAGACCAAGGCAUCAUGCCAGCUUUGGCUACUGCUCCUUCUUUGUUGUCCCAGAAGACCAAAUUAGAGCGAGCAAAGACAGGAGAUUACUUACAAAAGAAAAUACGAGUUCGUCCCAAUCGGGCUCAGCUGGUGCAGAGGCAUAUUCUAAAUGAUGUGUCCCAGGCAAUUGACCCAUCGUUGUUAGCCAAUCAGAUGAAACUCAAAAGAAAGAAGCUUGAAGAUGACUUAAAUGAAAGGCUUGCUAUUAGACCUGGACCUUUAGAGCUUGUAAAGGACAAUAUAUUAGAACAAGGAACUGCUGUUGGGCUUGCAAUACAAGAAGGAAACAUAGACUAUACAGAGACAGCUAAAUCACAUUUACUUGAACCAAUCUCUCCAGAGUCAUUUGAUGGCUCUCCUGAACCUUCUCCUGAUGGAAACUCUCUCAUUACUCAAAUCCCACCAACUUCUAUAGCAGAAUUCUUCAACAAAAAUGCAUCUAAUAUAACGUUGUCUCAAGGAUCUCAGCCUUUGGAUGGCAAACCUUAUGAAGAAUCACAAAGUUUAAAGAAAGAGGGAAGGUCAAGAAAAAAAUCCCCCAAGCCAAAGUUUAAAAAGUACAAAUAUCAUGAAUACAGACCUCCAAAUGGUGAACUACAAAAAAGUAAUUUGCCUAUGGAUUCACCCUAUGCAUUAAUGCUCCAACAACAACAGCUUUACUUGCAGCUACAAGUAUUGUAUCAGAACUAUCCUCAAUUUGUAAGUCUGCCAUCAAUACCAGAAAAUACAGCCAAAAUAUCAAACAAUAACAACAAUGUAGAUGAUGAGAAGCCAGUGAAAAUAGAAGACAUGCGUGUUGUGGAUAUGAGAAAAGAACUCAAGAUGAGGGGAUUACCUGUUUCUGGAUCCAAAACAGAUUUAAUAGAAAGGUUAAAGGCCUCUCUCUCUUUUUCUGGUGACCAAGGAGUAAAUUCCACAGAGAAUUUAUCAAAUGACUCAAUGGAAAGCAACCAAGGUUCUCUAGUGAGUUCUAUAUCAUCUGGUUCUCCGAUCCCUGUAUCUAGUGUAACUACAAUAGUCAAUGGACACACUAAGUUAGGGAGGUCAAAUUCUCUUCCAGCACAUGAAGCCAGACUUCAACAAGUUCAAAUGCAGUUGAUGGCAAACUGCAAGAAAUUACAGACCCAGCUUCCUCCAGAGGUACAACAACAGCUACAGCAUCUACAGUACCUUAACCUGCAAACACAUUUGCAACAGUUACGUGUGCAACCUCAUACCAAUAUUCAACCAAAACCAAUACAGUUUAAUGUGCAGACAAGCAGUAGUCAACAGCCUGUGUCUGUUGCAAAUCAACAUCAGCAAGUAUCAACAAUGGCACCUAUCAAAAAAGAACUAAAUGUUACUGAUAGUUGUGUUUUUAGUCAGCAACAAAUCCAGCAAAGUUCGGGACAGGUGUUUACUCACUCAACGACUACUAGUGAUGCUCAAGCACCAUUCUUUUCACACCCUUUGUCAACUAAUCUGCCAAGCCCUGUGAUAACUAUGACACAGGCUACACCAUCUCUUAUCACAAACAGUGCUAACUUAGAACAGCAAAAACAUAUGCAAAACUUUUCACCUGCCCAGUCUCAGGGGUUACUGCAUCUUAAGGCAGAAGCAAAUAAAUUGAAUAUUGCAGCUAGUCAUAGUGAACCAGAUCUUAGUCAUAUGGAUAAACUUGACUUCAGUGGUUGGAAUCAAGGAAUGAAACAUUUAACACAUGAUAACAAACCUAUUUCACCUUCUCAUGGUUCUCCUUGUCAAACGCCAAACAUGUUUGCACCACCUGCGCAUCAUCACCAGGAACACAAAUCCAGGCCAAUAGAGUCUGUUGAAUACAACCCAGCAAGAGAAAAACCUGAUAGUAUGCAAAGGUCAUAUUCUGAACACACACAAGAAGAUGGUGGUAUCAUGAUGCAUGCUGUCGGACAAGAUGCAGAGAAGCAGCGUUCCAUGUCUGAACCUGCUAACCCAUUUGUCCACAGAAGAUCGUGCUCACUCCCUUCAGGCCAACUGUUCUUUGAUCAUCUCAACCCACCACCAAGUUAUGAGGCCCACAUGGCAGCCCAGAUGCAUAGAAAACUGAGUCAGGAACACAUCUAUCAACCACAGCAACACACUGUUCCUGCUAAAACUGAAGAUAUGGAUCAAGGAAUGGAUGCCCAACAGGAUAGAGAGUUAACCCAAGAGUUACAAAGGGUCAUGAUGAAGCAAGAUUUGGGUGUAGAUAAUGAUGAAAUCCUGGAAAUUCUAGGAGCUUCUGUUGGUAGUUCUGUCGGUUCUCCUGUUCAUUCGACUGCAAACAAAGUCAUAAUUAGUUCACCACCCAAUCAGCUGUCUCCUCAAAGGUUUGGCCAAGCACCUCACGUGCAAAACAAUUCUAACGUCUCCAAGUCUCCAAGUGCAAACUUUUUGGGUGUUCAUAACUCACCAAGCAACAACCAACAAUUUCAACGAAGAUUGUCAAGAAGCUGUGAAGAUGUAACAGGUUUAACAAGUUAUAACAAUCCUAAUAAUGUCAAUCCUAAGCAUGGUAUGCAGUCAAGUGCAGAGGGUAGCCUUGCUGAUUUGGAUUCUAUCAUAAUGAGUCCAGCAUCACCAAUGAGAAUAGAUUCUGAUACAGACCACCUUAUGUCAAUGUCCAAUAGUAUACCCAUACCCAGUAAUUAUGUUCAUAAAAGUGACACUUUGAGCUGGUUGGAUUUGAGUAAUUCACCUAUUAUGACAUCUCCUACUGGAGCUGCCACAGAAGUGACUUAUAUGAAUAGAGCUUCACCACCACCUACACUGUAUGGAGCAUCACCCUCUCUUCAUCAUGAACAAUUUCCACUGUCUCUCUUUGAACUUGAUGCUACCGGGUCUAAUAACUUGUCUCAUGAUUUCUCAGAAGCUAUGGAUUUCUGUGUAUAGCAGCUAUUCAUCAAUAAGAAUUAGAGUUAAUGUUUAAAGUAAAUAGAACAAUUUAAUAAGUAAUCAUAAGUAUGUACUGUGUACAUGUCCAUGCUGUGGCAGGCAGAGUGUAGUGGUGCAUAUGUUUAUAAUAAAGGUGAGUACAGUACAGUGCAUACCUUAUAUCCAUGAACAACUUUGUAAGAAAUUGCACACAUUUGCAUAAAUUAGUAAGUUCAGUAGACCACGGUAGACCGUAGACCUACAAAACUUUGCACUAUGCACUUUUUUUCAGAUAUAUGGUAUGCACUCUAAUACAUUUCUACUUAGUAUAAGAUUAACCAAAACAAUUUCUUUUUUUAUUUUGCUGUACACUUGAUAAGUAUUCUAAACCAUUUUAGGGUGUCAUUAUCAAAGUCAUUUCUAGUCAUCAUAUUCAUCAAGUGUUGCAAGUUUAAUUAGAUUAAGGACCUUUUAAGGCAUUAUUCAAAUGAUUGGUCAUAAUAAUGAUACAACCAAUGAAAACUAAAAAAAUCAGGACAUCUUAAAAGUUUUUUGAGUAAAUCCAUAUCCAAUGGAUAAGUUGAUGCUGUUAUACAAUAAAUUUAUCCACUGGAUAAGAUUUAUCCAUCAGAUAGGGCUAUCCACCCUUCGCACAACUGGGCCCAGUGGCAUGUAAAAGUUAGAUAAUAAAUAGAUAAAGACAUAAUAAGAGACAGGCCAUGUUAGUGGAGGGAGGAGAGAGCUGGUGGGACAGGAUCAGUUGUGUAUGUCACAAACAAUAAAGCAAUGCUUUUUUAGUGCUGUAAAUAAAGGGACAAAACUACACUCAUUGUCUCCACCUCCCACACUAACAAGGGGCUAUUUGUGUUUGAAAUAAUGUCAGAGAAUAAUAGGAAUAGUUAACAGUUAACACCUUAGUUCAAAAUGUUAAAUAAGAAUCAUUAAUUUUGCAUAUAGAUUGUUAUUUAUAAUGUACUAGAGUUCUAGAUAUCAUGUAUCUUUAUAUGUUAGUUGCUUGAGAGGGUUUUCUAUGAAUGAAAAGUUAUGUGAUACUUUCUGGAAAAAGCUUGCAAUUAUAUCUGUUAUCAGAUUGAUUAGUAAUGCUUAUAUUUUAUCAUUCAUAGGAAACCAGCUCUGGUAUUUUAUGUAAGUAUUUAAUGGAUAAAAAUAUCAAAAUAUAUGUAUCUGUUUAAAUGAUGUUUUAUAUUGCUAUCUAUAGUUAAUGUUUUCAAAACAAAACUAAGAAUUAAAGUAUGAAAAAUAAUAGAAUAAUUUACAAAUACUCAGCCUUGUUUAGUUUGGUACUAAAAUACAAAUGAUUUUAUUGUUACUAAACAACAUUAAAAUGGGAAUGACUUAUCUUACAAUAAUAUUUUGAUCAAUAGAUCCUAAGGAUAGACAUUUAAAGUGGUUAGGAAAAGGAUGUUUUCAUACAUUUUUUUACUUUAUUUAGCAAGUUCUUCCUAUUUUACAGUCAUGUUAGCUCAUAUGUCGCCAAGUAUUGUAGGUAUACUAACUUGGAAAUUCUUCAAUUCCAACAGUGUAAUAUUAAAAAUCUAGUUGAGGUUUGACUGUAGAGGACAACUAACUCUAGUGGUUAUAGGGAUCUUACCGUUGAGGAAAAUCACACCAAUGCUUGUUCUAAUCAGGGAGGUUCUGAUUGUAUAAUAUUUCAUCAAGUAUUUGGAUGCUUUUUUUCUUAGUGACAAGAAUCCCUGUGACAUUCAUUUAUAUCAUAUCGUUCAAGUAAUACAUUAAACACUUGAAAGAAUGUUUUAUCCAAUUUCCAAACACCAAGAAGUGAGUCGAAAAAAUGAGGUACUUCAAGGUGUUUGGAUAGAGGAUAAAACACUCUUUCAAGUGCUUGAUAUGGCUUUUCAAAUAUUAUUAAUAACUUUUGGAGAAGUUCGAAGCAUAAGUUGCCCAAAUCUUAUGCUAAUUCAGAUCACAUUUCGAAACCUCUUUCAUGCUUGUGAAUUUCUUUGUUUUGUUUUUUUAUUAAUGAUAUUGGCAAAACAGGAAAAAAAGGUUUUUGUCAAAUUCAAAUUGCACAUUAACACUGUAAUAAUGCAACUUAGAAAUAUGAAAUUGAAAAACAUGUCAAAUAACAUAAUUAUCAUUUUUUUGCACACCCUGAAAUUCCUUUAUUUGCCCUCUUAAAAUUGUUACAGUGUUACCUUUUUAAUAUUCUCCAACAUUAAAUAAUGUAAGUGCAAUUCAAGUCAUGAAAACACUGAUUGUAAUUAAUUUGCUUUUUUUUGUUCUCUUUCUAUUUUCCUCAACUUUAAAUCCAAUAUUGUGUAGUUCCAGAAAUUAUCCCCAACAGAGGAAUUUGGAAUUUCCAAACGGUGGGGGGGUCAGAGAAAGAACAAAAAUAACAGAGUUUGUAUGGAAGAAAAUUAUAAUUUCUGGGGGUAGGGGGGUCUUUAAAGAAAGUCCUCUGUAAGGGGUAUGGAUAAUUUUUGGAACUACACAUUACUGUUUCUACUUCAAUGUCAGGUUGUGUCCAUUUGCUGAAAUUGUUACAUGAUGUAAAGAAAAAAAUAUUCAUAACAAUGUGCCAUACUAGUGGCUUUGUACAAACGAAAAAUUAAAAAUAAAAUGAAUUAAAUAGAAAACAGA